GGGCCGGGCCGGGGCCUGCGGCGCCCGUCGGGCGGCUGGAGGAGCGAUGCAGGCCGAGUAGCGGGCCGCCCUGCUCGGCUGUCGGCCCUCGCUGCUGGGAUUAUAAAUGUUCGGGCUAAGACCCGGGGAACUGAGACGAGAGCCUCCGGCCGGAAUUAACGGAGGAGGAAGGAGAGGAGGCUUUUCCAGAUCCUUUGCAAGAGGGCUGAAGCCGUUUUCCCACCCUGCGCUUUUUCUGUUCAAUAAAGUGAUCGUGACCUGAGUGGGAUUUCAGAGCGAUGAACAGCUGAAGCUUGUUGCACCAGCGGGAUAGAGUAUUUUUCUCUCUGCACAUGAUUCCCCCAUCCCAGCUGCUGCAGGAACUAUGGGCCACUAAUAGAGAGACGAGAAGCUGAAACAGUUUAUUUUCACAUUCUUCUGUUCUGGGGACUUGGCAAGUUAGCUGGAGCUGCUGCUGCUUUUUACUGGAUCUGCUCUUUGCUUGGCAGAUUUAUUCAUUUUCACGUGUGUGGGGUAUUUCAAUUAAAUAGAUGUUGGACUAGAGCUGAAUGGAUACUUUGCAAUCUGAAAGGUUUUUGGGGAUAACAAAAAACUAAAAACAGAAGAACUGGUACUGCAAGGAGCUUGAGGCCUGUUUUCCAAGCCUUUUUAUUUCAUUGAGCAAGAUGAUGUGUGAGGUGAUGCCAACCAUCAGUGAGGCAGAGAUUCCCUCUGGGGGAAAUGGAGGCCAUGGUUCAGGUUCCCCAUUACAGUCAGAUGCUGAUUCCCAUUUUGAGCAGUUAAUGGUGUCCAUGUUGGAAGAAAGGGAUCGCCUUCUGGAAACACUAAGAGAAACUCAGGAGACGCUAGCAUUGACCCAGGGCAAGCUGCAUGAAGUUGGUCAUGAGAGGGAUUCCUUGCAGAGACAGCUCAAUACUGCGCUUCCACAGGAAUUUGCAGCGCUUACAAAAGAGUUAAAUGUAUGCAGGGAACAGCUGCUUGAAAGAGAAGAAGAAAUUGCUGAACUGAAAGCAGAAAGAAAUAACACACGGCUAUUAUUAGAACAUCUGGAGUGUCUAGUCUCCAGACAUGAGCGAUCUCUGAGAAUGACUGUUGUUAAGAGACAAGCUCAGUCUCCAGCAGGAGUUUCUAGUGAAGUAGAAGUUCUCAAAGCACUAAAAUCUUUAUUUGAACACCAUAAAGCUCUUGAUGAAAAGGUAAGGGAGAGGUUACGAGUAGCACUUGAAAGAUGUAGCUUAUUGGAAGAAGAGCUAGGUACUACCCAUAAAGAGUUAAUGAUUCUGAAAGAGCAAAACAAUCAGAAAAAAACACUACCGGAUGGGAUGCUGGAUAUAAAUCAUGAACAAGAAAACACACCAACUACAAAUGGGAAGAGAUCCUCUGAUGGUUCACUGUGCCAUGAUGAAAACCUUGCUAAAGUGAUUGAACUCCAGGACAUCAUAGAUAAGCAAAACAAAGAGCAGGCACAAAUGAAAGAACGUCUUACUGCUUUGUCUAGCAGAGUAGCAGAGCUGGAAGAAGAUCUUGACACAGCUAGAAAAGACUUGAUAAAAUCUGAAGAAAUGAAUACAAAGUUACAGAGAGAUGUACGAGAGACUAUGGCCCAAAAGGAAGACAUGGAAGAGAGAAUUACAACUCUUGAAAAACGCUACCUCGCUGCACAACGUGAAGCUACAUCUGUGCAUGACCUCAAUGAUAAACUUGAAAAUGAAAUUGCCACUAAAGAUUCCAUGCAUCGACAGAGUGAAGAUAAGAACAGACAAUUGCAAGAACGGCUGGAACUGGCUGAGCAGAAGCUGCAGCAGACUUUGAGAAAAGCUGAAACUUUGCCGGAGGUGGAAGCUGAGCUGGCACAGAGAGUUGCAGCGCUUUCAAAGGCUGAGGAGAGACAUGGCAAUAUAGAAGAACGGCUCAGACAAAUGGAAGCCCAGCUAGAAGAAAAGAAUCAAGAACUGCAAAGGGCUAGGCAGAGAGAGAAGAUGAAUGAAGAGCAUAAUAAACGCUUGUCAGAAACUGUUGAUAAGCUUCUCUCUGAAUCCAAUGAAAGGCUUCAGCUUCAUCUCAAGGAAAGGAUGGCUGCCUUGGAAGAUAAGAAUUCUCUUCUUCGAGAAAUCGAAAAUGCGAAAAAACAAAUAGAGGAACUUCAACAUGAAAAGGAUCAACUUAUGUUAAAUGUUGAAGCAUUAAGGGCUGAAAAUGACCAAGUGAGACUCAGAGCCACAUCACUUCAUCAUAGCCGACCACAUUUGGGUAGUGUACCAGAUUUCAGAUACCCCAUGACAUCUUCAUCUGUGGCUGACAGUCAUACAGACUCCUAUGGCACCUCAUCAGUGUUAAGGCGUCCCCAGAAAGGGCGUUUGGCAGCUCUCAGAGAUGAACCUUCAAAGGUUCAGACCCUGAAUGAGCAAGACUGGGAGCGAGCCCAGCAAGCAAGUGUAUUGGCAAAUGUGGCACAAGCAUUUGAAAGUGACGCUGAUGUGUCUGAUGGUGAGGAUGAUAGGGAGACUAUAUUCAGUUCAGUUGAUCUGCUGUCACCAAGUGGUCAGGCUGAUGCUCAGACUUUGGCCAUGAUGCUUCAGGAACAGUUGGAUGCAAUCAACAAAGAGAUUAGACUUAUACAAGAAGAAAAGGAAAAUACAGAACAACGGGCGGAGGAAAUUGAAAGCAGAGUAGGUAGUGGAAGCCUGGACACCCAUGGUCGUUUUCGAUCAAUGAGCUCCAUUUCUCCUCCAUAUGCAACUGGUUCUCUUGCUGGGUCUUCCCCUCCUGGCAGUGGCCGCUCCACCCCAAGGCGGAUCCCACAUAGUCCAGCUCGGGAAGUGGACAGACUAGGUAUCAUGACACUAUCUCCAGCUUCUAGAGAAGAGGUACGAGAUGAUAAAACUACAAUAAAAUGUGAGACAUCACCACCAUCCUCGCCUCGAUCUUUGCGUUUGGACAGAGUCCAAAAAGGCGCUUUGCAUACAGUGAGCCAUGAAGAUAUCAGGGACAUAAGAAAUUCAACAGGCUCACAAGAUGGGCAAGCAAGUAAUCCUAGUAGCAGCAAUAGUAGCCAAGAUUCCCUUCAUAAGGCCCCCAAAAAGAAGGGGAUCAAAUCCUCUAUUGGCCGCUUGUUUGGCAAGAAAGAAAAGGGACGACCUGGACAAACCAGCAAAGACACAUUAGGACAAGUUGGUAUGGCAGAAGCAGAUGGUGCCUCUCAGGAUGCAUUAGGUCUCAGCAAACUCGGAGGUCAGGCAGAAAAAAACAGGAAACUGCAGAAAAAGCAUGAAUUGCUUGAGGAAGCCAGAAGACAAGGAUUACCUUUUGCACAGUGGGAUGGGCCUACUGUGGUUGUGUGGUUAGAGCUGUGGGUAGGGAUGCCGGCCUGGUAUGUGGCUGCUUGCCGAGCAAAUGUGAAAAGCGGUGCUAUCAUGUCAGCCUUGUCUGAUACAGAAAUACAGCGUGAAAUUGGAAUCAGUAAUCCUCUGCACAGAUUGAAGCUGAGGCUUGCCAUUCAAGAGAUCAUGUCACUAACAAGUCCGUCUGCCCCUCCCACCUCAAGGACGACUACGGGAAAUGUCUGGGUAACACAUGAAGAAAUGGAAAAUCUUACAGCCACACAACAAACGGAAGAUGAGGAGGGAAGCUGGGCUCAGACAUUAGCCUAUGGUGAUAUGAACCAUGAGUGGAUUGGCAACGAAUGGCUCCCUAGUCUGGGACUCCCUCAGUAUCGCAGUUACUUCAUGGAAUGUCUCGUUGAUGCUAGAAUGCUGGAUCAUCUAACUAAGAAAGAUCUCCGCGGACAACUUAAAAUGGUGGACAGCUUUCACAGAAACAGUUUUCAGUGUGGAAUUAUGUGCCUACGAAGACUGAACUAUGAUCGAAAGGAGCUUGAAAGAAAAAGAGAAGAAAGCCAGAAGGAAAUUAAAGAUGUCCUUGUCUGGAGCAAUGACAGAAUGAUCCGUUGGGUAUUGUCCAUUGGUCUUAAAGAAUAUGCGAAUAACCUAAUAGAGAGUGGAGUUCAUGGUGCACUCGUGGCCUUAGAUGAAACGUUUGAUUACAACGCAUUAGCUCUUUUAUUACAAAUACCUACUCAGAACACACAGGCACGUGCUGUUCUGGAGAGGGAAUUUAAUAACCUUCUUGCUAUGGGUACUGACAGAAGACUUGAUGAAGAUGAUGAUAAGAGCUUUAGGCGAGCACCUUCGUGGAGGAAGAAGUUUAGACCAAAGGACAUAAGAGGUUUAGCUGCUGGCUCAGCAGAGACUCUCCCUGCAAAUUUCAGAGUUACAACCUCAAUGUCUUCACCCUCUAUGCAGCCAAAGAAGAUGCAAAUUGAUGGCAGUGUAUCAGGAACACAAAGAUUGGAUUCUGCUACAGUAAGGACGUACUCCUGUUAAAGCCUUCUCCUGUUUACCCACACUAUUUCUACCGGUGAUAUGCAGCAUUUUGGAACAUUUGGAACUUUUAAUCUGUUAAUACUUGUUAAAUGGACACUUUGAGAUAUUUUAUUACAGAGUUUUUAAUUAGCAAAUAAAUUCAUGAGUACUAUAGAGAAAAUAUUUUAGAAUCUAAAUGUUUCUUAUAUUUAUGUGACUUCUCAUUUAUAUAGUUAGUUACUUUUUCUGUUUGUAUUCGGUCUACAAAACAAAUCAUUGCUGGUUUUUAUUCUAAUUUUAGUCUUUCCAACUGAAUGUACUGUAAUGCUUGUAUGUAUAUGUCCCUAUAAGUAAUAUAGGGUUUUUGUAAAUUAUGCAGUUACUGUAAUUAUCAUUGUUUUUUAAUAAUGAAACGGAAGGUGAAAAGGAUUUUCAUACCUUUGUAAAAGUAUCGUGACACCAAGCAGUAUAUAUUUUGUCUUUUGGAAAUGUUAGCUAGAUCUUAAAAAUAAGUCCAGCAUUUUUUUCAGAUAAGCAUAUGUGGUUGUAGAAGGUAUGGUACAUGAUUGUUCUUCUUUUCAGAACUGUACCUUUCCACAAAGAGGAUUUGUGAAGUAGUGGGGAUUUGUCUUUAUUUAAAAUAUAACUUGCUUUAAAAGCUGGGAAAAACUAGAACACUAUGGAACAUGUUGUAGAAAUGACUGACUCGGUCAUAACUCUGUCUUAGCUGUAUUUGUAUAGCAUAUCUUCACAGUGACUGAAAACAAGCCAUAAACUAAGAAAUGUUUUUCCUUAAUUGAGGAAGAUGGACUUCAUAAUAAUUCCUGAUAGUAAUCCACAGGCCACAGAGAGAGUUUUUGUCCUAGAUCUUUUUGAUUGAAAACCCUUGUGGAAAGGGUAAAACUAGUUUUAAUGGACCAAUCAUGAAGCACUGCAGUAUCAUGUCAAAUGUAUAGUGAAAGAUGAAGGUACAAUAUGCUGAAAACAAAAGCAGUGCAACUUCUAAUAAAGGCCUUACUUUUCUUAUGUAAGUCAUCUUUUUGUGUUUUGUAAGCUUGUUCUAAAGAGUUGUCUGGACUUCAGUUUUGAUGGUUGUAGCCAUUUUGGACUGUGUGAGUAGAAAAAUGUAUUCAACACUUGUAAAUGGCAUAUUAAAAAGCCAGCAAGAAAUCUAUUCAGAUCAUGGUGCAUUAUUUAUUAUGCAACAAUAUAUAUAGCAUGUCUUUUCUUAUUUUGUUUUCCACUUUUAACUUGCUUGUAAAACUGAAAUUAAUUGUUACUGUUCUGUUUUUCUAUUAAUCUUUUGUGUAUUUUCAGAUUAUGUAACAAUAUGUACAGUCUAAGUACUUUUGAACUAUUUUUAUCACAGUAUUAUUUAUUGCUUUCUUUCAAUAAAGUACUGAUGCAUUUUCCACUGCCAAUAAAACACUAUUGAAAAGCUAAGAUCUAAUUGUAUACAGGCAGGUAUUUUUGCGGUGAGUGGAGACUGUCAAUAAAGCAUCUUAAUGAUUGAUUGCUGCCCUGUAGAUCUUGUUUCAAAUGAUGGUUUUUCUCCUCUUCAGUAGAAGAAUGUUACAUUAGAUAUGACAUUUUCUUGAGAAUUGAGUUCACAUGUAUCAUCAGUUUUGAAAACAAUUUCAUAAAAUAACUGCUAUAUUGCCUACUUCUACUGGUAGUUAUAGCUAUGGUUUACAUCUUUUAACACACAACUUCACUGUUUUCUGGUCCACAUGUGAUGAAGAUUGAAGUGCUCUUGUAUGUAGCAGCAACAGUUGCUUUGUUAAUGAAAUGAGGCUAUGACAGUAGUGAUAUUUGUGGGGAGAAACAUUCGGAGUCUAGGGAACAAAUACAAAAUUUGGUCACAAUAGGGCUGUUUAUUUCAGUUUAAAUACAUUUUAAACCAUUUCUUGUGUAGAAGAGAAGACUGAAGGAAAAGCUUACAGAAUAACAGAAGCAGUAGUGAAGCAUAUUUCAUCACGUCCUCUAGAUCAACAGCAGGAUGUGGAAUGUAUGGAAUGGAGAACUAUUGCGACAGAUGCUUUAAACACUGUUCUGUACUACAUCUCUGUUUCUGUCUAGCUUGUCUAUAUGAACUGCUAUCUAAUAAUUUGUGGUUUCUUUUAUAAUUUCAGAGAACCUUUCUAGAAAAAAAUAAAAUGAAAGUGCAGAAGGAAA
Molecule: messenger RNA, 6536 nt
Organism: Dromaius novaehollandiae (emu)
Lineage: Eukaryota; Metazoa; Chordata; Aves; Casuariiformes; Dromaiidae
Gene: PPFIA1
Product: PTPRF interacting protein alpha 1
Exons: 30
Coding region: 666-4382 (1238 amino acids)
Biological process (GO): synapse organization
Cellular component (GO): presynaptic active zone
Molecular function (GO): protein binding
Source: RefSeq, a predicted model, not a curated record